Dicrocoelium dendriticum is the source of this 1071-nucleotide messenger RNA. The record is from the annotation of a GenBank genome assembly. NCBI's taxonomy places the organism in Eukaryota, Metazoa, Platyhelminthes, Trematoda, Plagiorchiida, Dicrocoeliidae.
GCGGAACUUGGUCGUUUAAUUGAAAUAGUAGUUACCGGUUUGCCACUCGCUCUAUGGCUAACCGAACGGUAAAAGAUGCGCACACAGUGCACGGAACAAAUCCUCAAUAUUUAGUGGAAAAGAUUACCAGAAGCCGCAUUUAUGAAUCCAAGUACUGGAAGGAACACUGUUUCGCUUUGACGGCCGAAUUGCUGGUCGAUAAAGCAGUGGAGCUUCGCUACAUUGGUGGUGUUUACGGUGGAAACGUGAAACCUACUCCGUUUCUUUGUUUGACCCUCAAAAUGCUCCAAAUUCAACCAGACAAGGAUAUUGUGAUUGAAUUUAUAAAGCAAGAGCCUUACAAAUAUGCCAGAGCUUUGGGUGCAUUUUAUUUGCGAUUGGUUGGAGAAUCCGUCGAAAUAUACAAGUACUUGGAGACCCUUUAUAAUGAUUUCAGGAGGCUAAAAUGUCAGGAUCGCAUGGGAAAUUUUAGUUUGAUAUAUAUGGAUGACUUUAUUGACAGUCUUCUCACUGAGGAACGCGUUUGUGACGUCAUAUUACCCCGCUUGCAGAAGAGAUCGGUUCUGGAAGAAACCAACACACUCGAACCCCGACAGUCACUGUUAAAUGAAGACUUGGAAGAUAUACAGUAUGUUGAAGAGCUAGAAACUGCCGCCGUAAAUGUAACCGAUCGUGAGAAACCCAAGGACCGUGAGAAGCCUCGUCAUCGUGACCGUGAUUAUGAAGCGCGCAAAAAGGAACGCGAGCAUCAUCAUCAUCGGCACAGGCAUCGCGAAGAUUCACCUCACAUGGAACGUCCGCGUGUUAGAAAAGAUAAAGAGUAUGAGCUAUCCCGCCAUAAAGAACGUGAUGAUAAGGAUCGUGAUCGUCGUCAUGAACGAGACAGAGAUAGAAGGCGAAGUCGAUCAAGAGAAAAGCGUGGGAGGUAUGACGAAGACCGUCAUUCACCAGAUUACAAGCGGCAGCGAGACAAGGACAGGGGACGAGAAAGGAGGCGCUGAUAUCAAAGUUACUGUUUUUGUCUUUUGUACAUAUUUUUUCCUUGAAUACAUCACUUAAUGUCGCUACUAA